GCGAUGUGACAGGUGUGGCGAUGCAGGAAGCUUCUUGUCGGCGCGGGGGGCAUUUGGCCAAAAAUCAAGUCAGCAGUUGUUGCCACCCGGCAUAGCGAAUAGCAGAGGCUUCUCCACAACGUGGUCUGCUUCGGGCAGCUGGUCCACUGCCGCGCAUGAUCAGUGCCGUGUUGGAGCACCCCCUCGCCAAAGUCGAGCGGAGGACUUCCGACAGCUGUCGCACAUAGAUAGCUUGCGGAGAAGCAUGCGUUCAAAGAAGUCGCUGUCUUCAUCUUGCACGCGUUUGGAGCCCAUUCCGCGCGUUCCAACACCUACUCGUCCGGCAUCCCGGGAUGCAAAUGCACCACGGCUUGCACAGACUGCUGCGGCUGUCUCCUUCACUAUGAAGUUGCGGGCGACAAGCGCUGCAGAGCUGAGAAAGGUCCUUGCGCUGCAACGCUCCGGGACCCAGGCUGCCCUGCCGCCUUUGACCGCGGCUCCAUCUUCGAAGAAGUUAAUGCUUGCGGUUCGAAGGAACUCCGGUGCCGGCAAAGGAGGACGUCCGAGUUCAAGGUCUUCAUCUUCUAGGCCCGUGACCCCGGACACCCAAAGCUCAACGCCGCUUGCCCGUGAUGACAUCAUGGAUCACGUGGCAUUGGCUGAGAAGUCUUUGCCCGGGUGGGUUGCAGCUCAGGCCUUCCUAGAUCGAGCAUGCUCGGAUGGAUGCGGUAUUUCCAAGCAAGAGCGGCUUCGCAUAAGACAGGUCUUCGAGCGCUUCAAAGAUCAGAACGCCCACGAGAUCCAUCGAAGCAUGGAUGGUGAUGCAUCCCGGCGCUCCGUCAAAGCUUCCAACUUCCUUCCUUUCGAUUUCCUUACUGCUCUCGGCAGUGAGGGUGUGAAGUUCCUUGCUUUCAAGGUGAGUCCAGAUUUAGACUGGGCGGAGUCACUGCAAGGGGCCAAGCUCCACAUCAGCCAAGAGGGGGAGGUGUCCUUGGAAGCGCCAAGAUGCAAAGAGGAACUGGGCAUCCGCCCUUCAGAGAGCGAGUGGAGUCAGCUUCUAUGCCUCGCACCGCCCAAGCAGGGCUUAGCCAAGCUGAAGAUCUGCGGCCGUGUGGAUGCUGUUCUGCAGCUUCACCGGACGAGCAAGAUUUUGUCUGCUGCUGAUUCUGCGGCGCGGAUAACCCAAGAGGAACUCAGUCGGCAACAAGAUGCCGGCAACAAGGCGAAGAGAGGACAGCGCAAAGCCGAGGCAAAACGUCGCGCUGAGACUCGCAGUCGCUGCCAGCUGCCGUCCUUGUCGGAUGCGCUGUGCGGAGUGGCUUGGGACUUUGGGCGAGAGCUGGAGCCCAUCUACAGAGAGGAUGCCUGGGAUGGCAGUGGCCACGCUCCAGAGGUGGUCAGGCGAGAAUCCACAGUGAGCAAGGGCAUUCCUGCCGAGAUGUUGGGCUUGAAGCUCAAGAUGAAGGUCGUUGAGCUGGAGGCCGGGCAAAGUCUGAAAGUGGCCUUCUGGAGUAUGGGCAACUUCUGCAUGGAUGGCCUGGAGUCGGUUACUUUUACCAGCUACCAACUCGAACGUCCAGGUGCAAAGGGCAAGGCGAGGCUCCAGCUGACCGGAAAGGCUUCGGAUUCACCGGGCCUCCACGUUUUGGGGCAUCCGGCGAAGGUCUUCCCGCCCUUUGAUGACCUGACUCUGAUCGCGGUGCAUCUGCCGGAAUCCCGGGAGCUCCAGAUCUGCCCUUGCGCGCUCUUCAACAUUGAGAUCGACCGCCAGGGAAAGGGCUACUCAGACCCGAAUGAUCCCGUAAACCUCAACAGAGAGGAGGAGCCGGUUCCGGAAGAGGACACGGGCCCAAUGACGGCCAAGCAGUACCGGGACAAGCGCAAGCUGGCGAUUGAAAGUUUUGGUACUGCGAAGAAAAUGAGAAGCUUUGGCCAGGUUGCUGAGCGUUUGGACAGGGAUCUGGAAGUGGCAAAUCUCGAGCAGUACACGGGAAGCAUCAGUGCAAGAGUGGAAGAGCAACUGAAGCUAAAGCAAACUGCCGAAGAGAAGGACGAAGAGACAAAACGGGAGGUGUUGCCACCGUUCAUCCGGUCGGAUGACCCCCAGAAGAUCUACGUGGACGGCUUGCAGAGCAUCGUGUCUGAUGAGGCUCUGGAAAACGAGGAAAGCCUGCCAGCUGAAGGCGAGGAUAUGUCAAGGAAUAGGCAGACACGAAGUGAAACAGACACUGGGCCGGCUAGAAACGAAACGUGUUUGCCGAUGACGCAAACGACCUUCAUCCCGGGCCAUGUCGGUUGUGACGGGGCAGCAGUGGAGCCCAAAAAACUUGGAGCCUCAUCUGCAGAGCCCUGCAGCAAUGCUACCGAUGCUCCCGAAGAUCGAGAGGAGGAAGACUUGGAGAAUGCGGGCAUGAUCGAAAAGAAGCAGCCGGGAACCGUGGAAGACACGGAGCCUCGCUCCUUUUGGAUCGCCUGUGGUGUCCUUGUGCACUUGGCAUGGGGCACCUAUCCCGUCUUCGCUCGCUACAUGCAGGUGAUGUUGCACAUGGACGGCUUGCUCGUUCUCAUUGUGGCAAACUUGGUGUCCUUCGUUGUCGUCCAGACCGUCACUUGCCAUGGCUUGGGGGAUAAGGCCGGAAGGAAGGUCGGGAUGAUGUAUGCCAUGCUCAUAACUGGCCGAGGAGUCACAAAUAUGUUAACCAGCAAGUUCACGAUUGCGUUGUACACGGGCAUCGUGACCCAGUUCGCCCCCUUCAUAGUUGCAGGGGUAUCCUGGCUGGCCUUGGGAGACCAACUCCCACGCUGCAUCCUGCCAUCGCUCAUCAUCUCAACCCUGGGUUCGCUGUUCGUCGUGCUGGGCCAGGCUGAUGCAGGUGUGUCGGUUUUUUCCGUCAAUGAUGGCAUCGGGAUUGGAAUGGCAGUUGUCUCCAUCUGUGUGAGCGCCGGGAUCCGUGUGACGAUGAAGGUGUCAAGCUCGUCGCUCUCUGGUUUCAUGCUGAAUUCCUGGCAGUACAUGAGUGCUGUUCCACAGGUGCUCCUGGCGACAGUCCUAACACCUCCGGCAGCCUGGGUGGAGACAAUGCAUUUCUCAUCGCAUCAGCUGGUGGUGCUUGGUGCUUUCAUCCUAGUGCUGCCGCUGGCCGCGAGCUACGGGCAGGUUACUUGUGUUCGCAAACUUGGGCCAUCUCUGGAUGCUUCCAUUCAGCCAGUGCGGUUGCUCUCGACGAUUGCCGGAGGCUAUCUGGUGUUAAAUGAGCCUGUGAAGACAGCCACUGCCUGGCUGGGACUAGCAAUCAUCGUGAUCACCCUCGUCGUGUACUUGGCACUGCAAAACAAGCCAGCGGCAGCACCAACUGAAUCCACUCCACAGGUCUGGAAUCCCCUUUGGUCUAGGAUCGAGCCGGACAGGAUCCGCACGUUGGCCAGGCAAACGAAGGAGAUGGAAGCCGAGUACGUACAUGGUAUUUUGGGCCUCGUGGCGACCAAAAAAACCAACGACGUGGUGGGACUAGGCGAAAUGAAGGGGAAGGAGAUCUGCGGAUCUGCCUUGGCUUUUGCUGUGCUCAAAGCCCGUCAUACGCAAGGGGCCGGCCCAGCCGAGAACCCGCAACAUGGCCUGGCCAAGGGACAAGGGCACAUCACUACGUUUAUACAGCUUCAAGAGUGUGGGCCUUGGAAGAUGUUCGCCAAGAAGCUCGGGGUGCUCAACUGGCUCGUCAUCCUUUGCAACAAGGACUGUGUUCCUCGGCAUCUUACGCCUGGUCUCUGGAUUGAUGUCACCAGCCAGGGUGCUGCCGAGUUGACGAGCGAGAAAAAUGUCCAAACGGCCGGAAGGUACAUUGGCUGCAAGGUAGAGCCCAAGAAGGAGACAGAUGGAACAUCAAGUCUCCGCGUUAUUCUAAAAGGCCCUCCCAACUUCGACGAGCGUGCGGCUGCGAAGGGAGACCUCUGUGCUGCCGCGAGGCACUUGGGCUACGUCGGUGUGAACCAGGAAGCAACAAUUCAACUCGCCAGCCAGCUGUCAGAAUAUCAUACUCUGGACCUGGAAGAGUUCGUGGUUUUCUUGGAACAGUAUACCAUGCAAGAACAGGCAGAGAUAGAAAGAAUAUUCGCCAACUACGCUGGCAAGUUCUCGCAGAAGGUUCCUCUGCGGGCUGUUCCUGCAAUGGCUCACGACCUUGGUCUUACGUCCUUGCAGGCAGCUAUUUCCGAGUCCUUCGACGCAGCCCAGCUGUCUUCCCACAAGGCGCUGUCAGUGAACCAGCUGCGGGCAUUCCUGGCGGCCCAUCUGUCCUCGGAAGGCUACACCAAGGAGGAGCGCGACCGUGCGCGUCAGGCCUUUGACCAAGCGCGUGAAGGAAAAGCCGAUCUCCCACUGCGCUGUGUGGGCGAUGCUAUGGCCCUUUUUCGAGGGGCAGAUGCUCGCCAAGAGUGGGACGAUAUAUGGCACAGGUUGGGGAAGCGCUCCAGCCCGAAGACCAACAUGAGUCUGCCUCAUACGACGCUGAUACCCAACGUCAACUUACGCAACAUCAUCCAGUCCAUCAGGGUACGGAUGCCGGCCAUUCAGUCCGAGCAGAUUAAAAGCAUCAAAGAAAUGCAGGACUUGGAGGCUAUCGUUCGGUCACUGAUGGAGGAUCAGGGAAAACUCGCUGUGACAUGCAUUGACCCUACUCGCUCACCGGAGUCAUCACCAGCUGCAUACUGCUCCUCACCAAAUGCGCCGAAUGCGCCGAACAUACCCAAGCUGCCGCCACCAGACCGUGCAAGCAUGGAAGAGCCGAUCCCUGUUCUGCUGAGCCUCCUGCGGCACGAGUCCAAAGAAGUUAGUGAGCGGGCCCUGGGUUUGAUCGAUGGUUUGGUGGCCGCAGACCCCCGGCACAGAGAUGCAGUUUGGCAUCACGGUGGUAUUCCACUCAUUGUCAGUUUGCUUCGGGGUGGUUCCUCGGAACAGCUACAACAUGCCAGCACACUGCUGCGAACCCUCGCUAGUAGCCAAGCAGAAGCGCAGAUGGCCAUUACAUGGGCUGGGGCCAUCCCUUUGCUGGUGGAGCACCUAGACCACGACUUCAGCAAGGUGCGCGUAGAGUCUGCCAAAGCUUUGUGGAGUCUGGCGCAAGGUAACAUGGACAAUGAGACAUCCAUCGUGGAGCAUGGGGGCAUCAAGCGUCUCGUGGUACUCUUAUCCGGGGGGGCCACAGAUGCCCGCGACUCUGUCCUACACCUGCUUUUGAAUUUAGCUUCGCACGACCCACUGCACCAGGACGAUAUUGACGGUUAUACGGCAAGCCUGCACCUGAUUCAGCUCCUUUCGGACGAGUCAGCAGCCAUGCGCGAGUCGGCUGCCGGUGUGCUCCAUGUCCUCGUUGCAGGCGGCCAUGCCAAAAAUGUGGCAACUGUGUCUCGAAGUGGCGGCAUACGGCCAUGCAUGGAGCUCCUCAAGGACGAGAAUGCGGGAGCCCGUGAGGAUGCCGCAGGGGUCCUUGCCGCCUUGGCUAAGAAUGCCGACAAUCGAGUUCACAUGGCGGACCUCGGGGCGAUCCCGUUGCUCAUAGAGCUUGUGCAAGAUCAAGUCGGGGCGGCCGCAGCUGCCCGCAAGUAUGCUGCCACUGCCCUGGGCGAGCUGGCAGUCCGCAACUCUAAAAACAAGGAGGUUAUCGGCAAGACAGGGGGCAUUGAGGCGCUGGUGGAGCUACUCAGAGAUGGUGACCACCAAGCGCGAGGGAGAGCAGCGUCUGCGCUCUCAGAACUCUGUCAGCUCAGCGACCACAACAAGCUGUCCAUGGUCGGGGCAGGUGCCAUACCGCUACUGGUCGAGCUGCUGCGGGAAGACUCGACCAAGAAGCCAGCGAAAGCCGUGCUCGCAAGCCUUGCGGGUGAAUUCGAGGCCUCCUUGAUCAGCUUGUCUCAAGCUGUGACCGUGUCGUCCAGGCGGCAGCGCAAAGCCAAGCUGGCGGGCCAUCAUCCGCUUGGCAGCCAUGUGUCCAGCUCGCAGGAUGAGGGCGAGCCGGUGCAGGUGGACGAGUCCCGGUCAGGGCCAUCGGUGGAUUUCCACGAGUUUCUCGUUUGGGCCCGGCGCCUUGAAGUGCAGGAGUUGGCACCGAUCCGAGACGGUUUCUACCGAGUUGACAAAGACGCCGACGGCAUGGUGUCUGCAGGAGAAUUCCUCGACAUGAUCCCUUCAGAGCUGUCCUUGGUUUUCAGUUCGAAGCUGUCACAGAUCCUGUUGGAAGGCGGCAUGGCACCAGGGCAGCUGCUGAGCUUCGAUGAUGCCGUCCGGGUUCUGCGGAAUAUACGUAGCACGGGCAAUCAGACCAAGCAGGAAAUCAAAGAGUUCGAGGAGGUUUUCAAGCUGUUCGACUCGGAUAAUUCUGGCAAGAUGGAUGUUACGGAGAUGGUGGAUGUGUGCAGCCCCGAGAUGGGAGAAGACUUUGAGAACAAGUGCACCGAGCACCAAUAA
This is a messenger RNA of Symbiodinium sp. CCMP2592, 6439 nucleotides long. NCBI's taxonomy places the organism in Eukaryota, Dinophyceae, Suessiales, Symbiodiniaceae. The record is from the annotation of a GenBank genome assembly.